Balaenoptera ricei (Rice's whale) is the source of this 6049-nucleotide messenger RNA. It is a transcript of the gene GET4, whose product is annotated as guided entry of tail-anchored proteins factor 4. Gene Ontology annotation, cellular component: cytosol; BAT3 complex. Gene Ontology annotation, biological process: protein insertion into ER membrane. The transcript is spliced from 10 exons. The record is from RefSeq and is a predicted model, not a curated record. Lineage: Eukaryota; Metazoa; Chordata; Mammalia; Artiodactyla; Balaenopteridae. Gene Ontology annotation, molecular function: protein binding. Bases 658 to 1653 code for a protein of 331 amino acids.
GUCGCCUGGGCGGUGGGAGCAAGGGCCGUGCGGUGGCCGGGGGAGGGCUGCGGCCCGGGAGCGAGACCCGGGACCCCGACCCAGAACCGUGACCGAGACCCCAGACUCCGCCCAGACUCUGGACUCAGACGCAGACCGAGACCCCAGACCCAGCCCGGACUCUGGAAGCCGACGCAGACCGAGACCCCAGACCCGGCCCAGAUUCUGGACUCCGACCCAAACCCCUGGUCGAGACCCCAGACCCAACGCAGACCCCUGAUCAAGACCCCAGACCCGGCCCAGACUCCGGAUCCCGCCCCAGACCCCUGACCCGCCCCAGACUCCGGACCCAGACCCAAAGCCCUGGCCGAGACCCCAGACUCCGGACCCAGACCCGAACCCCGGACGCAGACUCCGGACCCCAGUCCCCGGCCCAGACCGCCCUCCCCCUCCCCCGCCCCGACCCGAGCGCCUUUGGGUUUGAAGCCCCAGCUCCGAGUUCCACGGAUUUCCUGCCUCUGGGAGUCCCGUCGCGAGGCUGUAAACAUAUUUCUCGUCUUGUUGUGUAGCCCUUGCUCACCCGAGUGUCUUGUUACUAAGCCAGCUGUUCCCAUAAAGCCGGUAUUUUUGUUGUACCUGCGCUGCCCGCUGGCCACGUGCGGCAGUUGAGCUUCUGAAAUGCGAGUCCCUAACGGCCUGGGCGGUGAGGGUAAAAACACGGCCUUCAAAGACUUAAAGCAGAGAAAAUGUCAGGGGUUCCUACACCUCUUCAGAGCUGCUGAGAAGUACAUGGCCCAGAGCAAGCACGCCGAGGCCCGCGAGCUCAUGUGCUCAGGCGCCCUGCUGUUCUUCAGCCAUGGCCAGCAAAACAGUGCGGCUGAUUUGUCCAUGCUGGUCCUGGAGUCGCUGGAGAAGGCGGAGGCCGAGGUGGUCGAUGAGCUGCUGGAAAGUCUGGCCAAGCUGUUCAGUCUGAUGGAUCCCAACUCCCCGGAGCGAGUGGCGUUUGUGUCUCGAGCCCUGAAGUGGUCCAGUGGGGGGUCCGGGAAGCUGGGCCACCCCCGGCUCCACCAGCUGCUGGCCCUCACCCUGUGGAAAGAACAGAACUACUGCGAGUCCCGGUACCACUUCCUGCACUCCAGCGACGGCGAGGGCUGCGCCGACAUGCUGGUGGAGUACUCCACGGCCCGGGGCUUCCGCAGCGAGGUGGACAUGUUCGUGGCCCAGGCUGUCCUCCAGUUUCUCUGUUUAAAAAACAAAAGCAGCGCGUCAGUGGUGUUCACGACGUACACACGGAAACAUCCGUCCAUCGAGAGCGGCCCUCCCUUCGUGCAGCCCCUGCUCAACUUCAUCUGGUUUCUGCUGCUGGCCGUCGAUGGGGGGAAGCUGACGGUGUUCACGGUGCUGUGUGAGCAGUACCAGCCGUCCCUCCGGCGGGACCCCAUGUACAACGAGUACCUCGACCGGAUAGGACAGCUGUUCUUCGGCGUGCCGCCCAAGCAGACGUCUUCCUACGGAGGCUUGCUAGGCCCUUCCAGGCCGAGGUCUCCCGCAACCCUGGAUGGACCGAACAUCUGCUCUCCCCGCCAACACCUGGACAGACAGCGCUCCUCCCCGAUCUCCAGGUCCACUGGGUCCUGCAGUGUCACCCUGACGCCCACCUCCAGCCGCACCUGAGGCCCCACUCACCUCCCUGCCCACCUCAGUGCUCUGUCCCUCCUGCCUCGGCGCAUGGGACGCCCAGCCCAGCCCAGCCCACGCAAUCCAGGCCGCGACACACCCUCUGGGCACUGCCAGGGAGCCCCGCUCAGGCCUGGUGUCCCCAGCCCCACGGCAGUGCACCGAGUCCCUCCGGUCCCUAGCACUGCCCCCCGCUCGUCUCAGGACCUCCCUUGACUCACGGAAACCAGAGGGAUCCUCCGGAAAUUCAAGUUGGGCUGCAACACCCUCCCCCCACUGCAUCUCCAGUAUAGCCGGACAUGUGCAGGGUCGGGUCAGCCCCCUCAGCAGGACCACCUCCUGCUGUCCCCCACCCCUUCCUCCUCUCCUUUCCCGCAUCCUCAGCAGAGUCUCAGCCACGGGGCCUUUGCACGGCCGUUUCUUCCUCCUGGAACGUGUCCUCGCCCCUUGGGACAUCACUUGUUCUCACUCUUCCCAGCACUCGGCAUAGCUGGGGUUUGAGUCGCCCGUCUGAUAGACUCUUGUCUCUCCUGCCAGACUCUGCUCUCUCACCAAGGACAGAGCCACAUCAAGCAUCUACGCACAGGGCCUGGUGCAGAGCAGGUGCCCACAACUCGCUGGGGACUCGGGCCAGGACGGCAUCCCACUGCUCGUGCAGAAAGCCUCUGGGCUCCCGGCACCUACCCUCUGCCUUCCCUGGGCUCAGCCUCCCGACAAGGAAAGUGAAGGUAGAGGCUUCUGGGUAAAACUGAAGACUUGCUCACGUUCCUUGAGCCAGGUUCCCUCCCAACACCUGUUAGUACUGCAUAAGGGAUUGCUUUUUCAAGGCUUAACCCCAUGAGAUGGCGAGAACAGUCACAAAGUGCCAGGAGCUGGCAGACAGGUGGAGGUGUGAUCCAAGACAGCUAAAGCGGAAGCCACGGAGGAAAGCUGAGGCACCGCCCAGUUUGUAUUGCAGACCCCAAAGGGCUUGGGAAUGCAGAGCUCUAGGUUCCCCUGGAAGUGAGAGGGGGGUUCUAAGCAGGAGAACUGGCUAAGAGACUGCCCCUCCGCCACCCUGGCAGAAGAUGGAGCUUUAUUCUUUGCAGGGGGUAGAAAGAGAGGGUCUCAGGGGAGAGUUGUGCCAGGCACAGGGUGUGUGUGUGUGUGUGUGUGUGUGUGUGUGUGUGUGUGUGUGUGUGUGUGUGUGUGUUGGGGCAUCAUUCCAGAAAGAGUGAAGCUGUGUGACUGCACACCAAGCCUGAGGCCCCUCCUGUUCUCUCUCAGCUCCCUCAGUGCUGGGACUCAAAGGUAUCUGCACCAGGCAGGAGGGGUUUCCUCCAGAGAAUCUGACCAGCCCCAAAAAUCUCUCACAUGGAAGUCAGAGAACAGAGUACACAAACAGGAAAUAGCCGCUUAGAAGAAAUAAACAUUGUUCAAGGAUAAGAAAGCUUCAAAUAAUCAGAGAUAAGAUACUACAAUCAAGAAACAAGAACAAUGUACUUUGAAAAAGGAACACUGCAAAAACCAAAAGGAGCUCUGAAGAUUGAAACAUUGAGAACAGAAAGAAAACUUUCAAUAGGAAAGUUGCAAGACAAAGUUGAAAUUUUCUAGAAAUCAGUGAAAAAGGGAAAAAGUGGGACUAGAAAUGAAUGAGAGAACCAAUCUAAGACAGCCAAUAUCUGAAUAACAGUUCUAGAAAAUGAGAACAGAGAAAAUAGAGGAAGAAAUUAUUAAAGAAAUAACUCAAGAACUAUUCCCCCACCUCAUGGAUGUAAAUUACUAGGCAAGGAGGACUCACCAAGCUCCCAACACAGAGAAGGAAGACAGACCCACGCCCAGGCUGUCAUCGGAAAACUCUAACUCAAGUGGAAGUUAGGAUUUUCACAUGUGCAAGGUCUCUGGAAGCUUGCCUCCAAGGCACUCCUUCUCAGGAAGCUACUAAAGGGUUUGUUCCACCAGGAGGAGGGAGUAAACCAAGAAGGACUUAGAUUCCAGGAAAUGGAAUCAGCCCAGUAUUGAGAUGUGGCCGCAGGAGAGAGGAUUCCAGAAGGGUGAAGUUGCUUGCUGCCCAGGACAUAUCCAGGGACUUGGGCAGUCGGUGGUGAGGUGAGUCAGUAAUGAACACGUGGUUACCCAGGGGGGAAAGGCAGCUGUUAGCUCUAGGAGAAAUGAAACAUGCAGGAAGCGAAAAGUCACUGCUCAGCCUUGAGAGCAUUUCUGUGGUCAUGGUAAUGUACACUCUGAAUAGAGGUGUGGACAGAAUAGCAAGGUAAGGGUGAUUGAUGGGUGAGGUGGGAGAGGAGCGGGCCUGGGCGAGGUGAGGGGUGGGGACUGGAGAAAGCCAGUGCCUCAUCCACCGUGCUGGGAAGUCAUCAGGCGAUGAGAACAUGGACAGAUCUGGCAGCAGCACAAGCAUGUUGUGCACGCACGUGGACAUGGAUUCCCAAGGGAUCAGCUAAAAGCUGAAAAGAGGAUUCUGGGAACAUGGGGUAGGAAGCACCGGGUAUCUGUCUCCCCACCUGGAAAACAAUGGCACUGGCAGAAUCUGACUGAUGUAACCAUUUUGGAAUUCUGAAGUCUGUUGAAGUCUUAACAACUUCCAGGGGAAGACUUGGAGAGUACAUUGUGGUUAAUUUCAGUCAAUUUCCGCUCUGAGAACAGAUGCAGCUACCCAUCCUUCCCCCCACCCCCACCCCCAGGACAGGCCAAUGUGCAGGUGUCCUGGAGCAACUUACACAGAGUUUGCAGGAGCUAGGGUGGGCAAAAAGGACUCUGUCCUCCACAUAUCAGGGAUCUGUGCUCUGAUCACAGGGAGACAAAGGAGGGGGGCAUUGUUGCAGCCCCUCCCCCUCCAGCUCAAGGCCUCCCAAAGAUUUAAAGGGCGAGCACCCACUUUCUCCCCUUCUCUUUUGGUUUUCCCCCUUUGGGAGCCAGACAUCAAAGACUAGGACAUUCAGAAACAGCUGCAUAUACAGGGGAAAUUAGGAAGUGACCACACAUGACCAGGGAAAGGCUCAGAGAAAAACGUGAGCAGAAAUUAAGUUUACACCUCAGGCUGAUCCUCGGCACAGACACGGCCUCCAACAACUAAAACAAAAAGCCCAAAAGCAACAGCAAAAUAAAUAAGCCUCGGGGAAGGGGGGAGAAUCUGAUUUCCAGAGUUACCACAUUAUCAGAAUCAAAUCCAGUGUUCAACAAAAAAUCACAAGGCACACAAAGAAGCAGAAAAUGGUCCUUUCAAAAGAAAAAAUAAAUCAACGGAAUCUGUCACUGAAAAGACUUAAUGGCAGAUAUACUAGACAAAGACUUUUAAACGUGGUCUUAAAUAUGCUCAAAGAAAAGAAUAUUUGGAGAAAAUCAAGAAAAUGCAUAAACAAAAUGGAAAUAACAAUAAAGAGAAAAUCUAAAAAGAAACCAGAAAGAAAUUCUGAAACUAAAAGUACAAUCAUGGGAAUGAGAAUUUCACUAGACGAUUCAAAGGCAGAAGAAAGAAUCAGUCAACUUGAGAGGAAAAUGGAAAUUAUCAAGGCUGAGAAACAGAAAAAAAGAUUGAAGAAAAGCAAGUAGGGCCUAAGGGACCUGUGGGACACCACCAAGAGACCGACAUAUGCAUUCUGGGAGUCUCAGAAGGAGAAGAAAGAGAGAAAGGGGUGGAGAGAAUAUUUGAGGAAAUAAUAGCUGAAAACGUCACAAGUUUGAUGAAAGACAUGAAUAUAAACAUCUAAGAAGCUCAACAAACUCCAAGUAAGAUGAACUCAAAGAGGUCCACUCUGAGAAACGUUAUAAUCAAACUUUGAAAAGACAAAGAAUCUUGAAAGCAAGAGAGAAAUGACUUGUCACAUAUAAGGGAUCCUCAAAUAGAUAAUGAGUAGACUUCUCAUCAGAAACGUUGGAGGCACAAGACAGCUAGCCAAUAUAUUCAAAGGAGAAAAAAACAAAACAAAACCCUCUCAAUAAAGAAUCCUAGGGCUUCCCUGCUUGCGCAGUGGUUGGGAAUCUGCCUGCCAAUGAAGGGGACACGGGUUCGAGCCCUGGUCCAGGAAGAUCCCACAUGCCAUGGAGCAACCAAGCCUGUGUGCCACAACUACUGUGCCUGCACUCUAGAGCCUGUGAGCCAGAACUACUGAGCCCGUGUGCCACAACUACUGAAGCCCGUGCGCCUAGAGCCCACGCUCCACAAGUGAAGCCACCGCAGUGAGAAGCCCGCGCACCGCAAUGAAGACCCAACGCAGCCAAAAAUAAAUAAAUUUUUCAAAAAGAGAGAUUAAAGGUAAUAUUUAAAAAAAAAAAGAAAGAAAGAAAUGCUCAGGGAGUCCUACAGGUGAAAUGAAGGAACACUAGACAGUACCUCAAAACCUUGUAGAGAAACAAAGAUCUCAAUAAAGGUAAAUACAUGGGCUAUUAUAAAAGC